AUGGUAGUUGAUUCCUUCAGCACUGAUGCUUUUGAUGUGGCCAACGAACUCAAUAUUCCCCCAUACCUCUUCUUCUCCGCCGAUGCUCUGCUUCUUUCGUUGACACUCCAUGUCCCAAAGAUGGAUGCGAUGUACAGUGGGGAGUACAGAGACAUGCCCGAACCACUCAAAUUACCCGGUUGUGUCCCGAUUCUUCCAGCUAAUUUGACGUCUCCAUUGCAGGAUAGAAGCAACGAUGCCUACAAAUCGUGUCUCUACCACUACAAACGUUUUAGGAUGGCUCAGGGUAUUCUGCUAAAUAGCUUCGACGGCGUGGAAGGAUGUGCUAUCAAGGCUUUGAACGAUGGGUCGGAUCCAACCAUCCCACCGGUCUACCCCGUUGGACCGCUCAUCAGGAAGGGUUCGAAGGCUGGGGCUGAUGAGGAUGAUGUGGAAUGUCUGCGUUGGUUGGACGACCAGCCAACCGGUUCAGUUCUAUUCGUGUCCUUUGGGAGUGGUGGGACCCUCUCCAUGGAGCAGUACACCGAAUUGGCCUUUGGAUUGGAGCUGAGUGAGCACAAAUUUUUAUGGGUCAUCAAGAGCCCGGUUCAAAACAAAUCAAAUGCCUGCUACUUUAAUCCCCGAAGCAUACAAGACCCAUUUGCUUUCUUGCCUGAGGGGUUCUUGGAGAGGACAAAAGGGAGGGGCUUAGUGGUGCCUUCAUGGGCCCCUCAAGUACGAGUGCUUAGCCAUGGUUCGACCGGAGGAUUCAUCACCCACUGCGGGUGGAACUCGAUCCUCGAGAGCGUGGUACAUGGUGUGCCUUUCAUUGCGUGGCCUCUCUUCGCAGAACAGAGGAUGAACUCACAGAUGCUGGUGGAGGAUUUGCAGGUGGCACUCAGGCGGCCCAAACCAGAGGAAAAUGGAGUAGUGGGACGAGCUGAGAUUGCGGCCACUGUGAAAUGUCUCAUGGAAGGAGAUGAAGGAAAGAGAAUUCAAAAGCGGGUGAGAAAACUCCAGGCUACAGUAGAGCAGGUUCUCUGUGAGGAUGGGUACACACCAAAGUCACUCUUAGAGGUGGCACAAAAGUGGAAGUCCAACGCUGACAUUUGA
This is a messenger RNA of Telopea speciosissima, 1092 nucleotides long. RefSeq names its product hydroquinone glucosyltransferase-like. The record is from RefSeq and is a predicted model, not a curated record. NCBI's taxonomy places the organism in Eukaryota, Viridiplantae, Streptophyta, Magnoliopsida, Proteales, Proteaceae. Bases 1 to 1092 code for a protein of 363 amino acids. Gene Ontology annotation, molecular function: UDP-glycosyltransferase activity. The transcript has a single exon.